AUGACUGCCACUUCCAUCUCCCCUCACAAGGUCGCCAGUCGCAAUGUCAUCCUGCCCGCUCCCUCUCCCGACCCUGCUUCCAUCCGGUUACCGGACUCGCCUGAGAAGAAUAAUCUGACCUCCAACGAAAGGUCUCGUGGUCUUCGUCGACUGCAAUCCCACACUCAGCUCUCGUCGACCAGCAGUAUGGGCACCCAAUCCUCUAAUCUGAGACCACCUCGGUCUGGGCUCUCGACGAAACCCUCUCGCGAGCAGCUCAGUCUCCCUCAACCCUCUGUGGUACAAUCACACACCACCGUUGCAAACUCGGUCAGCUAUUCUCGCGCCCGCGCAAACAGCGAUGCUCCUCUACCUCAUGUGCCUCGCAACCGCAAGCCGCCGCCUACCCUACUCUCAAAUCCCUCCUCCAACCACAUUCUCACUCAUGCGCGCAAGUCUAGCCUUGAAAUGACCCUUCGUGAUGGUCCGCCGCCCGGAACCACCGCCGCUACCGCCCUCUCUUUGCUCCGGCAUUCCAUCCUCACCAGUGGCGUCAAUGCGACCAAAGAAGGCAUGUCCGACUAUCGAAUAUAUCUGUGGUUGACUCUUUUGAACAUUGGACCUCUCUCGACUGACAUAUAUCUCGAUCUCAUACACCGAAGUCGAAGUCCUGCAUAUGAGAAGAUCUCCAACGACGUCUUCCGCACAUUGGCAACCGACACUCUCUUCAAGCGGCGCGUUACCGAUGCAAGUCUGACCCGACUGUUGAAUGCAACUGCCUGGCGAAUACAUGAUGAACAGUCCUCCGACCCCCCAUCCGAGUUUGCCCAGAGGUAUCCACAAUCUACUUACCUCCAGGGCAUCAACGUGCUCUCUGCCCCGCUCCUGUACGCAUCUCGCUCGGAAGCUCAGGCAUACGCGAUCCUGACAAGCCUACUGACUGAACAUAUUCCGACCUACCUCUCCCCGACCAUGUCAGGCGUGCAUAGAGGACUUGACCUCAUUGACCGAAUCCUGUCAGAGAUAAACCCGACCCUCUCAUCCUUCCUGCUCAGCAAGUCCUUACCGGCCAAGAUCUACGCCUUCCCUUCCGUGUUGACGCUGUGUGCCUGUACCCCACCUCUUCCAGAAGUCCUGAAACUAUGGGAUUUUCUGUUCGCGUUUGGCGUGCACCUGAACGUCAUCUGUGUAGUUGCACAGCUCCUGUUGCUGAAGGAUAAACUUCUUGGAGAACCCAGCCCUGCGAAGAUGCUGCGAAGUUUUCCGAACCUGAAUGCUGAUGAGGUGAUUAAGAUGACGGUGUGGAUCGUCAGGGAGCUGCCUGAAGAACUGUACCGCGAUGUGGUUUUGCAUGGCCGGGAGGUUUCGUAA
Molecule: messenger RNA, 1350 nt
Organism: Fonsecaea multimorphosa CBS 102226
Lineage: Eukaryota; Fungi; Ascomycota; Eurotiomycetes; Chaetothyriales; Herpotrichiellaceae
Exons: 1
Coding region: 1-1350 (449 amino acids)
Biological process (GO): negative regulation of septation initiation signaling; activation of GTPase activity
Cellular component (GO): mitotic spindle pole body
Molecular function (GO): GTPase activator activity
Source: RefSeq, a predicted model, not a curated record